Messenger RNA from Hippocampus comes (tiger tail seahorse), 1572 nucleotides. It is a transcript of the gene ora5, whose product is annotated as olfactory receptor class A related 5. Lineage: Eukaryota; Metazoa; Chordata; Actinopteri; Syngnathiformes; Syngnathidae. The record is from RefSeq and is a predicted model, not a curated record. The transcript has a single exon. Gene Ontology annotation, molecular function: G protein-coupled receptor activity. Gene Ontology annotation, cellular component: plasma membrane. Bases 544 to 1572 code for a protein of 342 amino acids. Gene Ontology annotation, biological process: G protein-coupled receptor signaling pathway.
CACUGAUAGCCUGGCAAACAAUUUCUUGGUACUUUAAACUCAUCUGUAUGGGUAAUUUUUAAACCCGUUGGGUCAAAAUUUUGACCCAACAUGCUCGGUCAAAUCCUCAACCCAAUGCGCUGGGUUAGCUAACACACCUAUUUUGGGUUACAUUUAACCCAUAAGCUUUCAAGUGAAUUAAACACGACAUAGGCGACUCUGCUAUUAAGUGAACAAUUUGAAUUUAAGCUGUGGAUAUAGGUCAGUGCUUUUGAUUAAUUUACACCAGAAGAGAAAGCCUUGCUGUUCCUGCCAUAUAAGACAAUUGGCCAAAUAUGACCCACUUUAAACAUUCUUCCAUGUUUUGAUGGUUUACCUCAACUUCGUAACCAGAUGACAUGAAGCUCAACAGCUGUCAUCACACAAUGAGGCUCCCUUGGGUAAAAACUGUUCUAAAGGCUGAUUGGUGCAGAGGUGACUCCUGCUCGUCCAUAAAAGUCCUAAAGGUCUGAUUCAUCAUCAAUCCAUCCUUCCGAGACAUUCGUCAGCGGCCGUUUUGCAACCAUGGACACUGAGGAGUUGGUUGAAUCCAUUAUCCGAGCGCUCAUGUUCCUGGCGGGGAUCGUCGGGAAUAACUGGUUGGCCAUCAGCGCCAUCCCUUCCAAAUCUGGCAUCUGCACCAACGACGUGCUCUUCAUCAACUUGGCAGUUUCCAACCUCAUCACCAACUACCUGGUGGACCUCCCCGACACCAUCGCCGACUUCGCCGGCCGCUGGUUCAUGGGGGAGACUUUCUGCGGCGUCUUCCGCUUCUGCGCUGACCUGUCGGAGACCAGCAGCAUCUUCACCACCUUCUUCAUUAGCGCCUUUUGGCACCAGAAGCUGGUGGGCUCCCUGAAACGGGGCGGCGCCCCCGUCAAGCUGGACAACGUGGGCCUCGUGCUGGGCCUGCUGGCCGGCAGCUGGGCCACGGCUUUGGCCUUCAGCGUGCCGCACUUUUUCUUUGUGCGCGUGAGGGUGACCAACGAAAGCGAGGAGGACUGCGUGGACGUCUUUCCGGAUGACUUCUCCAGACAGACCUACGAGGUCUUCUACCUGACGCUGGCUAACGCCCUUCCUCUCGCCGGCUUGCUGUUCGCCAGCGGUCAGAUCGUGGUGACGUUAAUGAAGAACCAGCAGCGGAUCCGGAAUCGAAACGCUGAACUUGAUAAGGAUGAAGCUCUUGAAGGAGCCGCCAGGACGGCUUCCAGGCUGAGCGCCACCUCAUCGAACCACGUCUACAUGGGCAUGCCCGCCUCCGUUUCCUGUCCAGAUACUCGAAGCGCCUGCGGAGCUCCACCCAAACUGUCCAAGGUGAACUUGGGGAAGACCAACACCAGCUCCCAAGUGCGUGCGGCCAAGAGCGUGGUGGCGGUUGCCAGCGUAUUCCUGGUGUGCUGGCUGACUCAUCUGCUGCUCCGCAUCACCAACAACUUCCACACCUCCUUACUGAUGGUGGAGGUGGCCAGCUACAUUGCAGCCUCCUACACCUGCAUCAUCCCCUACAUUUUCCUGCACGGAGUCAAAAAGCUUACAUGCUCAUGUAAAAGAUAG